AUGUCUCUACAAUCAGCGGCAGGUAGCCAACCAUGUCACCAAACAACCGCAAUCCGAUUACUAGCCGACUCCCUAUAUGAGUCGACACGUGGGUCAACCGGCCUUACGAACCAGACCCAAAACGAGCUUGGUCUGCUUCUGGCCGUGCUAGGCGCGACCGAGACGUAUACAUUGUCUCUAGGCGCAGAAUGCGUCCACUUUGCAAAGUUGUUGUUACACCCAGAUGCGCUCGGUGCUCAGAGUUUGGUUUCUGAUAUUCGCGCGCGUCUCUCGUCGGUUACUUUUGGGAUUACGGAGGUGAAUUUGAACAUGAUGAUAUCAUCGCAGAAGAUUAUUGAGCAUGCGCUAAGAUGUUUCGUCAAUGAUGUUUCUGCUGGCAAUAGGGAGGCUUUGGUUGUCUCUGAUGUUUUGAGGGAUUCUUCGAACCUUGAGGACGAUGGUGUCUGGACCCGCCUACAAGGGGAGUUGGUCGCUUCUGGUAUUUCUUCGGAUUUGUUGACGCUGAACCGAAACUUCAUUAUACCAACUCUUCGAAAGAUAGCUGAUGGUCUACGGUCUACAAGAAAAGAGGACACGACUCCAAUGAAAGUCCCUGAGUCCACAGCACCAGAACUAGCCCUGAAAAUGGAACGCCAGAGAAGCCUGGACGACAAGGACUGGCUAGCAGACGAACCAUCUGGUCUUCCAUUCCUCCCGCUCCCGCCAAAAGGCUUCUCAUUUUCAGACAAGUACAGCUCAUAUCCAAGCCCAGAGCAGCCCUAUCCAGAAAAAGAAACAGUGCCCUAUCCAGAAAAAGAGACAGCACGAGAAGAAAACUUCCCAAUACCAGUGAUAUUGGACAUGCAAGACUGCACAGAUACACAGAAACAAGCGCUACCUGUCGAGAACUUCCCCAUCCCAGUUCUGAAAGAGACCAGACCAGCAGAAAGCGACGGCAUGAACCUCCCAAUACCAGUGAAAGUACCUCUCUCGCCCAAGCCACCAAAACUCUCACUAGACCUACACGCCUUCAAAGUAUCAAGAAACUCAAAAAAACCGCACCGUAUGAGCCGCCUUCUCUGGGAAAUAACCAGCUCCAAGGAACCCUUCAUAGCCGCGAUAAAAGCCAACCAACAUGAAACCGUACAAACCCUCCUCUCCAAAGGCGCGGACGCCAACACCCAAAAAGACGACGGCACAACAGCUCUAAUGGCCGCCGUCUCCUUCGGCCACGAAGCCACAACCCGGCUCCUCCUAGAAUACGGCGCGGACCUGAACGCCCGGGCCAUAACAGGCGAGACAGCGCUCAGCAUCGCGGCAACACGCGGCUUCGACCGCAUCGUACAGAUUCUGGUUGCCUCGGGCGUGAAUAUGAAUUCCGGGAAGGGGAUUGGCAAGACGGCGCUUUCGCAAGCUGCGGCGUAUGGACAGGACCGGAUUGUGGAGCUUUUUCUGGACUCCGGGGCGGAUAUCGAUGCUGUUAAUAGUACGGGGGAUACGGCGUUGGCUUUGGCGGCGUUGAAUGGGAAUAUGAGAGUUGCGAGACUGUUACUUGAUCGUGGGGCGAAGGUUGAUCUUAUGCGAUAUCCUUGGCAGACGCCGUUGUAUAAGGCUGUUCGGUCGAAUGUGGUGGGGAUGGCUAGGCUUUUGAUGGAGCGCGGGGCGGAUCCGUUUGUUAAGGGGGGAAUCGGAGGACGGAGACAGUUAUGGCUUUUGCGGGGAGAAUGCAGAGGAGGGAGAUUUUGGAGGUUUUUGCGCAGUAUGGGUAUUAUCCUGGGGGAGGGGGACCGGUGA
Messenger RNA from Penicillium verrucosum, 1773 nucleotides. RefSeq names its product ankyrin repeat domain-containing protein. The record is from RefSeq and is a predicted model, not a curated record. Gene Ontology annotation, molecular function: protein binding. The coding region runs from base 1 to 1773 and encodes 590 amino acids. Lineage: Eukaryota; Fungi; Ascomycota; Eurotiomycetes; Eurotiales; Aspergillaceae. The transcript is spliced from 3 exons.